Messenger RNA from Asterias rubens (European starfish), 3845 nucleotides. RefSeq names its product pyruvate dehydrogenase phosphatase regulatory subunit, mitochondrial-like. Gene Ontology annotation, molecular function: oxidoreductase activity; protein binding. Gene Ontology annotation, cellular component: mitochondrion; cytoplasm; mitochondrial matrix. The coding region runs from base 103 to 2721 and encodes 872 amino acids. The transcript is spliced from 17 exons. The record is from RefSeq and is a predicted model, not a curated record. NCBI's taxonomy places the organism in Eukaryota, Metazoa, Echinodermata, Asteroidea, Forcipulatida, Asteriidae.
AUGUUGAUGAGAGAGCGUGAGAUGAGAGGGGGCUGCUGAGAGGUGAACCAAGUGACCAGCGGAUCGGGAGCAGUAAGCAAUUAAUGACUACAUUCGAGUGGAAUGAGAAGCAUGUUGCUGACCCAGUCCAGCCAUCACCUGACCCGUCUAGCCUGUAGAUAUCCUCUCUCAUCUUUAUCAGUCUACCAUCGGAGUUACAGACGGUCAAUAAGUACUGAACAUCAAGACACUUUACCACAAGAGGCUACGGUAGUAAUAUGUGGGGGAGGUAUAGCAGGACUAUCGGCAGCUUAUCACCUUGCCAAACUAGGAUUAAAUGAUGUGGUUCUUCUAGAACAGGGAAGUUUGACAUGUGGGACAACAUGGCAUGCAGCAGGACUUGUUGGUCGCCUAAAAAUGAAGCCCUUGUUGUUUGAACUUGCUACUAGAAGUGCACGCCUAUAUGAGACAUUGGAAGAGGAUACCGGUCUCAGUACAGGUUACAAGAGGACAGGUUCCCUCAUGGUGGCUCAAACCAAGGAUCGAAUGACAGAUAUCAAACGGAAUGCAGCAAUAGCAAAAACAAGAAAACUAGAGUUCCAUUUGUUGACACCAUCAGAAAUCUGCUCCUUAGUGCCAUGGAUAAGAACUGAUGAUCUUGAAGGAGGGUUGUAUGUACCUGAAGAUGGAGUGACUGAUCCCACUAAUACUGCAUUGUCACUAGCCAGAGGUGCCAAGGAUAGAGGUGUGAAGCUGAUAGAGGGAGUGAAAGUGAAGGAAGUUAUAUCCGAGAAUGGCAGUGUGUCAAGAAUUGAGACAUCACUGGGUUCUAUCAAAUGCCAAUAUUUUGUCAAUGCUGCUGGACAGUGGGGCAGAGAUAUUGGACUUUGCAGUAAACCUGUAGUCAAUGUACCUAUGCACACCACUGCACACAUGUACCUAGUAACCAAAGAGCUCGCUGGAAUGGAUGUCAAUACACCAUAUGUACGAGACUUUGACAGUGGUAACUAUCUCCGUGAAUGGAGUGGAGGUUUAAUGUGUGGAGCAUUCUCUCCAAAAGGAAAACCCAUAUUCCAUGAUGGAAUUCCUGAGCAUUCUGAAUUCCUGUCUCUUCCUGAAGAUUGGGAUCACUUCCAGUACCAUUUAGAUGGUUUUUUACAUCGAGUACCAGCAGCUGAGAAGAUGGAAGUACGCCAAUUGUUUACUGGUCCAGAGUGUUUCACUCCAGAUGCAAACUUCAUCUUUGGUGAAGCCCCAGAGAUGAAGAACUACAUUGUGAUGGCUGGAUUCAGUUCACUUGGUAUAACAAUGUGUGGUGGUCUCGGGGAGAUGUUGGCUGAGUUGAUUGUGUAUGGUGAAUGUUCACUGGGAUACUGGCUUGUUGACCCUCACCGUUUCUCACCACAGCAAAAUAACAAGACGUACCUGCAAGACAGGGUCACUGAAGUAGAAGGGAGUGUCUACAAACUACAAUACCCACACAGGGAAUUCACUACAGCAAGAAAGCUGCGAUGCUGCACACUGUACAACCGCUUAGCCCAAGAGGGGGCAGUAUUUGGUCAGUCCAUGGGCCUCGAGAGACCAAUGUGGUAUAUGGAUCAGGAUAAUGAAGAGUUUGUUGAGAAAGUUGUUGAUGGAGCGUUUAGUAAGCCAUCUUGGUUUGCUCAGGUGAAGGCAGAGUACUGGGCCUGCAGGGAGUCUAUAUGUCUAAUGGACAUGUCACCUUUCACUAAGUUGGAGUUACAGGGAAGUGAAGCAAGUUCACUCUUACAAAGAUUGUGCCCAAAUAACAUGGACUUUGCCAUUGGUGGUGUAGUACACACGGGUAUGCUGAAUCAACAUGGAUGCUAUGAGAAUGAUUGUAGUGUGGCCCGUAUGGAUCAUGACAGGUAUUUCAUCAUCUGUCCUACCAUCCAGCGUAUUAAAGGCUUUAACUGGAUCAUGAAGCAUCUACCUACUGAUAGUUCAGUAUCAGUGAGUGAUGUUAGUGGUCAGUAUACUAGCCUGAAUGUACUGGGGCCUAAAGCCAGAGAAGUCCUGCAGAAACUCACCACGACACCCUUGAGUACAGCCAGUUUUAAACCCUUUUCUUUUAAGGAGUUAAGUAUUGGUUAUGCUAGAGAUGUACGAGCUAUGAGUGUGACACACGCUGGGGAAGACGGAAUGGUUUUACAUAUCCCUAAUGAGUACGCUGUGCAUGUUUAUGAUCUAAUAAUGAAUGCUGGUAGUGACUAUGGCAUCAGAGCCGCUGGGUAUCAUGCAUUACGAUGGCUACGUGUGGAGAAAUUCUACACAUACUGGGGUGUGGAUUUCAACAAUGAACACACACCGUUUGAGAUCGGGAGAGAGAUGAGAGUUUAUUUUGACAAGGGAGUGGAGUUCAUAGGUCGGGAAGCACUGCUAAAGCAGCAACGGGAAGGUGUGAAACGACGUCUAGUUUCCUUCAUCUUAGAGAACCACAAUGUGGAUAGAAAUCUCUGGUGCUGGGGUGGCGAACCAAUCUAUCGUAAUGGUCAACCAAUGGGAGUGACCACCUCCAGUGGAUAUAGCCCUUCAUUAGGCUCAAUGGUGUGUCUAGGCUGGCUUCAUAAUACUGACCCCCACUCUGGCAAAUCUCAGGUGGUCACUCAUGAUUACGUUACCAAAGCUAAGUAUGAGAUUGAUAUAUGUGGACAGAUGUUUCCUGCAAAAGCCAAUCUGUAUCCACCUAAACUAAUGUCUAAGCAGCCACUACAUGGCUAGAACUAAGAAGCCUGGCUGGACACCAGCCAAGCAGUCACUACAUGGCUAGAACUAAGAAGCCUGGCUGGACACCAGCUAAGCAGCCACUACAUGGCUAGAACUAGGAAGCCUGGCUGGACACCAGCCAAGCAGCCACUACAUGGCUAAAACUAAGAAGCCUGGCUGGACACCAGCCAAGCAGCCACUACAUGGCUAGAACUAAGAAGCCUGGCUGGACACCAGCCAAGCAGCCACUACAUGGCUAGAACUAAGAAGCCUGGCUGUACACCAGCCAAGCAGCCACUACAUGGCUAGAACUAAGAAGCCUGGCUGGACACCAGCCAAGCAGCCACUACAUGGCUAUAACUAAGACGCCAGGCUGGACACCAGCCAAGCAGCCACUACAUGGCUAGAACUAAGAAGCCUGGCUGGACACCAGCCAAGCAGCCAUUACAUGGCUAGAACUAAGAAGCCUGGCUGUACACCAGCCAAGCAGCCACUACAUGGCUAGAACUAAGAAGCCUGGCUGUACACCAGCCAAGCAGCCACUACAUGGCUAGAACUAAGAAGCCUGGCUGGACACCAGCCAAGCAGCCACUACAUGGCUAGAACUAAGAAGCCAGGCUGGACACCAGCCAAGCAGCCACUACAUUUCUACAAUUGCUAUAACAGGACGACUUCUUUUUAUGAAAGUUUCUAAGGUUGGUUGAAUGAUGUGUUAAUUGGAAGCUAGAGGUAGAAAUGAAUCAACUUGUCCAAAACAAAUGAUGAAAUACAUCUGGAAUUUGAACAGGGUAUGUUUUAUAAAGGAUUCAUGAAUGCUUGGAUGGGAGUUAUAUGUAGGUGCAGUUAUUUUCAUUCAAUAUCUGUGCAUUCAACUCGUCACAUAAAGGGAUUGCUUUUACAACAUAAAUGUUUUUAUAUUUUUCAUAAAAUGUAUUUUUGUAAAGGUAUAAUUGAUUUUACAUGUAUUCUGUUUGUUAUUGUUAGCAGUAGUGUUUACUUGUUCCAUGUAGUCACAAGCAGUAAUCAUGUGCAUAAAUGUCCAGUAGGAAUAUUGCUGUAGCUUUUGAUAAUUAAUAACAACAAAUUCUUAUAUAGCGCAUUUCACAAUAACCGUAUCAAUGCGCUUUACAUUCAAUAAC